AUGUUGUUCCGCAAAGCCCUCCUGAGUCUCCCCUGGAUGAUGAGCCUCGCGUCCGCAGAAUGUUGGUCGCAUGGCGCCGAAGCCAACCAAGAACUCGGCAAAGAGAAUGUAAAGAACGUCGCUACAAUCUUCCAAGGCUACUUCGCCGACCAGCAAAUGCGUUAUGCCUGCUGGUCCGACUUUGAUUCCGGAAAUUCGUAUAUUUACACGAUUCAGAGAAUGCCGGGCAAUGGUGGCGCCUGGCUCGACAUAGUCGUGAUCAACGACUGGCUGUACAAGGAAGCUUCGGCUUGCCGUUAUGGAGGGCAUACCAUGUAUGACGAUGAAUCGUGGGAUGUAAAUGUGAACGCGGUCCCUGGAACCUGUAUCGAUGCGGUCUACAUCAACGGUCAUAAGGCUAUCUUCUUUCUGGUCAUCCUGCCUAUUUCCAAGCGUCCAGGUCGACAAGCAAAGAAGCAGUUGUCAAAGGACAAGAAUCAACCAAGACAACCCCGCGAGGUUACUCAACUCUGGCGCAAUGCCUUAUUGAUGAACCAAGCAAAUGCCCUCUGUACGAGAUAUGAGAAGCGUGGAUUGCUGGACGAUGUUGAUGAGGCAAUCGAGAAAGCUGAGGAGGCGCUAGCGGCUGGCCAUGAGAGUACUGCGAUACUACAAAAUGACUUGUCCACGAUGUAUCUCUCCAGAUACGAGCGGGAAGUCUCCGACCUCUCAGACUACAUCCCCCAGUUCGUACAAGAGGUGCUGUGCAUACCGCAGGGUCUCAGGUACGGCAAUCGAGAGCUGAAAGAGACGACGAGUCUCCCGCUGAGGAUUCUGAUGCAGAUGCUAGGACCAGCGACGAAUUCGCUUGCGCUUUCUAUCGUGUGCCAUCUGCAUCCUGAGGAGCGCGGGACGGAGAUGGAAGAGAAGCUGCUGCGCUGGGGUGUUGUAGUGUAUCCUGGUGGAAUGGAUGGAACAGCGCCGGUCGAUGCUCGUUGA
Molecule: messenger RNA, 978 nt
Organism: Trematosphaeria pertusa
Lineage: Eukaryota; Fungi; Ascomycota; Dothideomycetes; Pleosporales; Trematosphaeriaceae
Exons: 6
Coding region: 1-978 (325 amino acids)
Source: RefSeq, a predicted model, not a curated record